AGUCCCGACUCUACCUUUGCGAAGAGCGGACGUAUCGCGCAUUGUGUGACCAGGUUCAGUUAACUUUUCCGUGUCAAUAAACUUUAAAGCUCGUGUGUGAGUGAGACGCUGAUAUUCUGUUAAUUCUAAAGGAAGUGUAGUGCAUUUUCCAUCCUGGAUAUCACGUUUGAUCCGUCGCGGUGCGUGAUGCGCGCGCCUGCGUGUUCGGCGGGCGCGGCGCUGGCGUCUGUACCGCGCUGGUCGCAAACUCAGCCGCCCGCGGACUACGCGUCGCGCGACACUCCGUCGCACCAGCAGCCGGUCUACCCGUUCGAUGACGACAUCAACCAGCGGCUGGCCAUAUGGCAAGGUGACAUCACGUCGCUGGAGGUGGAUGCCAUUACAAACACGACGGACGAGACGCUGACCGAGUGCAAUGCGGUCAGCGAGCGCAUCAUGCAGGUGGCGGGCCCGGAGUUGAAGGAGGAGAUUAUCACCAGGGGACUUGAAUGUCGGACGGGCGAGGUCGUGGUGACGCCGGGGUUCAAGCUAAGAUGUCGCCACGUCAUACACACGGUCAGCCCAAAAUACGUCGCUAAGUAUCAUACAGCUGCCGAGACUUCGCUACAGAACUGUUAUAAGAACGUGCUGCACAAGGCGGCGGAGCUGGGUGCGCGGUCGUUGGCGCUCUGUGUCAUCAACACGCCUCGCAGGAACUUCCCGCCUGAUCUGGCCGCGCAUAUUGCCUUACGCGCAGUGCGGCGCCACCUGUCGCUGUGCGCGCGGCCGCGGCUGGUGGUGCUGGCGGCCGCGUGCGGGCCCGACGCCGCGCCGCUGCGUGCGCGCGCGCCGCUCUACUUCCCGCGCCAGCCCGCGCACCACGACCACGACCAGCGCAUGCGCAUCAUACACAACCCGCACGACACCGCGGAGGACGAGGCGUCGUUGUGCGACGACGAGGCGGCAGCGGAGGCUGCGGCGGCGCUAGCACGCGCGGCCGCGCCCGACACGCAGCGCCUGCUGGCGCCUGCGCCCGCGCCUGCCCGCCGCAUGCUGCACGACCACGACCAAUACGACAGAUUGCUUCGUCGCGCCCGGACGGAGGAUCUCAGCGAAGUUUCAGGCAUUGGGUGCCUGUACCAGAGCGGGGUGGACCGGCUCGGCCGGCCGGUGGUCGUGUUCAUCGGGAAGUGGUUCCCUAUCGGAGAUAUCGACUUAGACAAGGCGCUGUUGUAUCUAAUCAAGCUGCUGGACCCCAUAGUGCGCGGGGACUACGUGAUCGCGUACUUCCAUACGCUCGCCUCGUCCGCCAACCAUCCGCCCUUCUCCUGGCUCAAAGAGGUCUACACCGUGCUGCCUUACAAGUAUAAGAAGAACUUGAAAGCGUUCUAUAUUGUACAUCCCACGUUUUGGACAAAAAUGAUGACAUGGUGGUUCACGACGUUCAUGGCGCCGGCGAUCAAGGCGAAGGUGCACACGCUGCCCGGCGUGGAGUACCUGUACUCGGUGAUGGCGCGCGACCAGCUCGAGGUGCCCGCCUUCGUCACCGAGUACGACAUGACGAUAAACGGCUUGCAUUACUUCCAACCAGAUACGAACAAUACGUAAGGCGACGUGUGCCCUUGUUCGUAGCUUAGCCAGCGCUCUUGUUAUAGGUACUACGUUCGAUCGGCCUCGGUGUUGCCAGUCUGCCUUUAGAGAAACUACCAAAAAUACAUACAACAUUGCUGUAAUAUUUUGUGUUCAUAAAACUUUGGUAUUUUUUUUUUUUUUAUUACUCAAGACAGUGGCAACACAAAUUCGAAUUGAGCAUUAUUGAAUCAAUCGAUUUGUUUUUAAAAGUGGCAACAUCGAAGCGCAAAUAGUAUGCGGCCACUGUUAUAGUUUAGGUGGGAUUUUUAAAUAAUUUCUACAUAACUUAUAUUACAUACAUAAUUUAUCAUAUCAAGUGUAUGUGUGACACAGCAGCCAUACACAUAUUAAAAUGUGAUUAGAAAUUACUACCAUUUGUGAAGUAUAUCUAUACCAUAAAGUAAAUUAAUAUUGAUAUAUUUUAAUUUUGAUGUUUAAAUCUUUUUUUAAAUAUUUUUUACUUUUUUUAUUACAUAUCAUUUAAAAAUCCCUAUCGAAACGAUUAAAGAUUGUUGAAAGUAUAUCAUGUAACUUAGUAUUAGCGGUGCAUUUUUAUAUUAUUUAAUUGUAACUCUAUGUAUAAGGAUAUAUUAUCGAUCGAUGUUUCUUACGUCUUUAUCGUACUUACUGCAAACCCCCAACACUUCGUACUUUCUACUUCACAUUUUUUUUUUAUAAACGUUGUAGUUUUUAACUGGCAACAUUGUAAGAAAAAAAUAAUAUAAAUAUGUGCUAUUUUGAUCCUUUAUACCCAACAGACAGAUAACGCUGCCUUUACUUAAUGCGUUUUUAAUUUGUCAGUGUUAUUAGGUAUCCUGUGCAAUAAUUUGUCUUGUGAUGCUACAUUUUUAAUAAUUUCGAAUUCUUUCCACACUAAAUCAAUCCUGCGACAGGGUAUUUAUUUAGCUAGCGCAUAGACAAAUAACGUUAUUUUUUAAAUGAAACGUAUCGGUACCACGUGGAAAUGUUAGUUUUGUAGAGAUUUUAUGUGGUUCCAAUAGCAAACAUGUAAUUAGCGGUUGUAAAAGUGGAAUGUUCACUAUGGUUUUUAGAAAGGUGCUUGAUAAUUUUUCAAUUGGUAUUUUUAUUUUUACAUUAGACGUUUGAAAUGUAGGCUUAAAUGUAUCGGUAAGUCGGAUGUGUGAAUACGCUGUGGAUACGCUGUGGAUAUGUUGCAUAUUGUGGCAGUCGCCCUCACCGCGCACCACUGUCCACGUAUGUAGUUGUUACAAUUUACAAAUUAAAUAAUGCCUCUCGUAUUUUUAGAUGAAGGUCAUUUUCCUCGGGGUCAUAUUUGCGUCAUACGAUUGACUCUUAAUUAACUAUGAUAUAAAAUUAAUAUAUAGUAUCAAGAUUAUUUAUCUGUCUUAUUAUCUAAUGUAAUUGUUACACGUUAAAUUAAACGCAAAUAUGGCCCUAACCAUAAGCAACAAAUUAACUAUAACCUACCGUUGUGAGAAAGUUCAGUAUUUUUCUACAAUAAGAAACAAUAUUAUAUGCAUGACACUGAUCAUGAAGUCCAUAAUGUAAUAUGGCCAUGCGAUGGCUAGUGACAAAUGUCUAACAAUUUGUUUGCACACGAAAAGCUUAUAGUCAAGGAUCGUUCUGUAAAAAAAUGUGAACUAAAAACGUUUCGCGUGUCUUCCACCUCGGUUACAUCUUGAUCGGAGAAUUUAAAAUUACUGAUACAAUGAGAUGGUAUAAUAAACAACGCAGCACUUAAAAAUGUAUAACUUAAUAUUACUUUGAAAAUUUGAAAACUCUUCAUCUAUUUUAAAGUGUGAAAUCUGUAUUAAUUUAAAUUGCCUUAAGGCAAUUUCCCAUUUGGUUAUAAGCUUUUUGAAUAUCUCAAUAGUGUUGCCAAGUUUUCAAGUCAAAUACCACUGCCACAGAUGCUAAAAUGUUAUCGUGACUGUACUGUAACUUGCUAGUGCAUGGGUGCCAUUAAACAAACGCAUUAUGAAUAACGAAUAAAAUGAGAUUAGAUUCAUUGUUAAAAAGUCCCUUUUUGUAUUUUCAAAGAUCUAGUAGAGUUUUUUUUGGUCUAUGCUGUGUAAGAAAAUGUAUGGUACAAACAACAGCCAAUAAAACACUAAGUAUAUUUUUUCUACAUUAAGCUACUGUUCCAAUUAAUUCAAUAAUGUAAUAGUAUAAGUAAAUGCAAUAUGAUUGUGUGAGUGUACAAUUUGAUAGUUAAAUAAGGUCUGCCCCCCUCUAGACAAGCGGCAACCGAAUCUAUUUGUUACUAUAUGUACGAGAUAGAAUGAGAUAGUAAUAUCAGGCAUCUUGCUCUUUCUUAUGGAUAUGGUAACAAUAACAUAUCUACUAGUAAAUUCUUUUGCUGCUUGCCUGGAGAGGCUGGUUUACAUUACUAAAAUACUCACUUCAAAUGCUUUAGUGGUAAAUGUUAGUUGAAAGCUAAUUUUAACAUGCUUCUACUGAAGCACUUGUUUGCAAGUGCUUUAGUAAUGUAAACCAGACAUAAUACUGAUGUUCUAUUUGUAAGUUUCACCUUGAUUCCGUUAUCGUGAACUGUCUGUAAUAUCUAUCAAAGCAAUUUAGUAGUGUGUGAAUUGUUUAAGUGUUGCUAAAUUGUUAAUGAACCUUGCCUCUGUGGUUAACAUUUGCAAGGGAUUGUGAAGUAUAUACCAUUAAAUUAGUAAUGUUAUAUCUACAUUUUCAUUAUAAAUUGUCAUGCACUAGUGUAAUAAUGAAUUUAUAUAUAUCAACAAGGCCUUAGAUGUGUUACUAUUGUUACUUUUACCAUCCUUGUGUUGCAAAGUUUAUCGCUGUUGACGAUUCGUGUUUAUACUUUAGUCAGACAGAUUGUCUGCAUCACAUAAUUACAUUGUAAGACGCUAUAAAUUUAGGAGUUAUGUCAAAAAAAUGUGAUCAAGCAAAAUGUUGGUUAAGUUUCAUAUUUUAUUAAAAUAGUGCGUUAAAUAGGAUAUGUAAAUAUUUAACAAAAUAAAAUAUAAAAUUACUAAUUUACUA
Messenger RNA from Galleria mellonella (greater wax moth), 4605 nucleotides. It is a transcript of the gene Gdap2, whose product is annotated as protein GDAP2 homolog. The coding region runs from base 187 to 1587 and encodes 466 amino acids. The record is from RefSeq and is a predicted model, not a curated record. The transcript is spliced from 12 exons. NCBI's taxonomy places the organism in Eukaryota, Metazoa, Arthropoda, Insecta, Lepidoptera, Pyralidae.